Molecule: messenger RNA, 720 nt
Organism: Lytechinus pictus (painted urchin)
Lineage: Eukaryota; Metazoa; Echinodermata; Echinoidea; Temnopleuroida; Toxopneustidae
Product: zinc finger protein 85-like
Exons: 2
Coding region: 1-621 (206 amino acids)
Biological process (GO): regulation of transcription by RNA polymerase II
Molecular function (GO): RNA polymerase II cis-regulatory region sequence-specific DNA binding; DNA-binding transcription factor activity, RNA polymerase II-specific
Source: RefSeq, a predicted model, not a curated record
AUGUAUGUGAUCAAUGUGUAUGUAUGUGAUCAAUGUGGUAAGGCAUUUAUUCAAGCUAGUGACCUCAAAAGACACAAACGAAUCCAUACAGGUGAGAAACCUUAUGUAUGCGAUCAAUGUGGUAAGGCAUUUAAUCAAAUUGAUAGUGUCGCGAUACAUAAACAAAUCCAUACAAGUGAGAGACAGUAUGUGUGUGAUCAAUGUGGUAAGGCAUUCAAUCAAAGACAUAGUCUCACAACACAUAAACUAAUCUAUACAGGUGAGAAACCUUAUGUAUGUGAUCAAUGUGGUAAGGCAUUUAAUAAAAAACAGAGUCUCAUAGUACAUAAACGAAUCCAUACAGUUGAGAAACCUUAUGUGUGUGACCAAUGCGAUAAGGCAUUUAAAUCAGAACAUCAUCUCACAGAACAUGAACGGAUUCAUACCGGUGAGAAGCCCUAUGUAUGUGAUCAAUGUAGUAAAGCAUUUACUCGACCAAACCAUCUCACUAGACAUAAGCAUAUCCAUACAGGGGAAAAACCGUACGUAUGUCGUUAUUGUGAUAAGGCAUCUACUCAAUACAGUAUUCUCACGAGACAUAAUAAACAAAUCCAUACAACGGGAGACGCCCUAGGUAUGUGAUCAAUGUGGUAAAGUAUCGACCCCACCAUCUCACAAAACCAUUAAAAAAAUCCACACAGGUUAAGAGUUUAGAUUUCCUAUGUGAUCGAAGGCAAUUGU